Messenger RNA from Fulmarus glacialis (Northern fulmar), 1872 nucleotides. It is a transcript of the gene TULP3, whose product is annotated as tubby like protein 3. The record is from RefSeq and is a predicted model, not a curated record. Bases 19 to 1353 code for a protein of 444 amino acids. Gene Ontology annotation, cellular component: cilium. Gene Ontology annotation, biological process: protein localization to cilium. The transcript has 10 exons. Lineage: Eukaryota; Metazoa; Chordata; Aves; Procellariiformes; Procellariidae.
AUCUUUGAGGAUGAAAGCAUGAAACUACGACAGCUGAAACUAGAGAAUCAGAGAGCUCUUCUAGAGAAGAAGCAGAGGAAGAAACGUCUUGAUCCGUUGAUGGUACAACCAAAUCCUGAGGCAAAGCUGCGUAGGUCAAAGCCCAAAGGGUGUGAGGAGCAGACCCCUUUAGUAGAAACUCCUACCCCUUUCCACAGUGAUGUUAUGUUACAUGGCAUUGAUGGACCAGCUGCUUUCCUGAAAUCAGAAGUGCAAGAUUUGGGGACCAAGCUCCAAACUCUUUCUGCUGGAUCUUGCAAAACAGAAGACAAUGCAGAUCAGGAAAAUGAUGGAGAGGCUCUAACAGACACAGCAGGCAAGCCAGAUCUUCAAGAAAUCUUACAGAAACGAGGAAUUUCAGGCAGUUUGAAUUUUGACGAGGAGGACACAGAAGAGGAAGAAGCUAGUAAGAGACCAGCAUCUCAUUCACCGUAUCCUGAAUCUGAGAGGCCUAGUUCUGCAACCAGCGAGAAAUCUUUUGCAGAAACAGGUGCUUCCUGUAGUCCAUCCCCUCAGGCAGAUGCACAGCUGGGAGAAGUAGAGAACUUGGAGGAUUUUGCAUUACGCCCUGCACCCCGUGGUAUUACAGUCAAGUGUCGAAUCACUAGAGAUAAGAAGGGAAUGGACCGGGGCCUCUUCCCUACUUAUUACAUGCAUCUGGAAAGGGAUGACAACAGAAAGACAUUCCUUCUUGCAGGGAGAAAACGAAAAAAGAGCAAAACAUCCAAUUACCUCAUAUCAGUUGACCCAACUGAUUUAUCCCGGGAAGGGGAAAGUUUCAUUGGAAAACUCAGGUCAAACCUCAUGGGAACUAAAUUUACAGUCUAUGACCAUGGAGUUAGCCCAGUCAAGGCACAAGGUCUAGUGGAAAAGGCUCAUACCAGACAGGAGCUUGCAGCUAUUUGUUAUGAAACCAAUGUGUUAGGAUUCAAGGGUCCCAGAAAAAUGUCUGUGAUCAUUCCAGGAAUGAAUAUGAAUCAUAAGCGAAUUCCAAUCCGUCCACGAAAUGAACAUGAGAGUCUGCUGUCAAAAUGGCAAAACAAAAAUUUAGAGAAUCUCAUUGAGUUGCACAACAAGGCUCCAGUCUGGAACGAUGAUACUCAAUCCUAUGUUUUGAACUUCCAUGGGAGAGUCACUCAGGCCUCAGUGAAGAACUUCCAGAUUGUCCAUGACAAUGACCCUGACUACAUUGUGAUGCAGUUUGGUCGUGUAGCAGAAGAUGUGUUCACUCUGGACUAUAAUUAUCCUCUCUGUGCUCUUCAGGCCUUUGCUAUUGGACUCUCCAGCUUUGAUAGUAAAUUGGCCUGUGAAUGAGAGACAACAGACUUGAAACAUGGAACUCACUCCCAUCCCUGCAUCUUGUUGUAAGAGUUCCAGGUGCAGUAAUGAAAAGCACAUUGGGGAUGGAACGGAACUGGAGGACAGACUUCUGCAGGCUUAUUAGAAAGUAAAUACCAGGCCUCAGAGCAUUAUGGUAGUUGACAGUAGACCGUCUUAGGAGACUGUCCCAAGACUGAGCAGUCUCUGUACGCAUUGUGGAAGAACAAGAAAUAUGGGUGAUGUUUUUGUCAUCGGUGUUGAUUCUGCUUUCAGAAUCCUUUUAACAGAUGCUGCAUGAGAGUGGGCUAAGGAAUUUAGCCCACUAAUUGGAACCCCUUGCAGCUAGGAUUAGAAAAAUAAUGGUUUAGUGUUCAUAUACCUUGGAACUUCCACAGUGCCCCGGAGAUGAUGCUACUGAUCUGAUCAUGAACUCUUGAGUUCCUGAUCAGAUGAAUUCAGAAAAAAGGAGGACAGUUAUUGGCAUGUGUUCUUUUUUGCGCUGUGUAGCAUUUU